This is a messenger RNA of Megalops cyprinoides (Indo-Pacific tarpon), 4578 nucleotides long. It is a transcript of the gene gatad2ab, whose product is annotated as GATA zinc finger domain containing 2Ab. Gene Ontology annotation, molecular function: sequence-specific DNA binding. The record is from RefSeq and is a predicted model, not a curated record. Gene Ontology annotation, biological process: negative regulation of transcription by RNA polymerase II. Lineage: Eukaryota; Metazoa; Chordata; Actinopteri; Elopiformes; Megalopidae. The coding region runs from base 140 to 2137 and encodes 665 amino acids. Gene Ontology annotation, cellular component: NuRD complex. The transcript is spliced from 11 exons.
CAACCGGAGGAGCAACGGGGAGGGCUAGUAAAAGGGUAUCCCCAGGAUUUGUACGCCGAAUUACGGGGUAAAUAGUUACCCUAACCGCCAGGAAGACGCCAAGAAAUACGGUGCCGCGCCACCUCUACUCCGUGCUGAGAUGUCGGAGGAGGCGGUGCGCCAGACCCGCAGCCAGAAGAGGGCGCUGGAGCGCGACAGCCUGCCCGGGGAUGUGGACAGCAAGAAGGUGAAGCUGGAGAGGGGCGAGCUGGCGAAGGGCGAGCCCGGCGGAGCCGCCGACGGGGUCAAGGUGAAGACGGAGCCGGUGGCCAAGGUGUCCAGCAUACUGAAGGCCGGCGAGGUCAAGGCCACCAUCAAAGUGGAGCUUCAGACCGACGAGCCGGUUGACAUGAGCACGUCCAAAAGUGACUUGAAGAAAGAGAGGCACGUACCCUCGCCAGAUGAUGUCAUUGUGCUGUCGGACAAUGAGCCCUCCAGUCCACGCAUGAACGGGCUGAGCCACUGCUCCAAGGAGACGGACACAGAGAUGCUCAUGAAGAGCAGCCCGGAUGAGAGGGAGCGCAUCAUCAAGCAGCUAAAGGAGGAGCUGCGCCUGGAGGAGGCCAAGCUGGUGCUGCUGAAGAAGCUGAGACAGAGCCAGAUCCAGAAGGAGACCUCGGUCCAGAAGCCCGCUGGAUCGUCUAGUUCUGUGGCCACCCCGCCUCCUCUGGUCAGAGGCAGCAUCUCGACCAGCAAAGGGCCCCUGCAGGUGUCGUCAGGUCGGAGUUCAGGCACCGUCAUCCCCCCUCCUCUGGUGCGGGGCGGGCAGCAGGUGCCUUCUAAGCUGGGCUCACAGAACGCACAGAUUGUUAUGCCGCCAUUGGUGAGAGGAGCACAGCCUAUCUCUGUGUCUCCUCAGCAAAUCCACAGCCUGCGGCAGCAGCAGCAGCAGCACUCGGGCUCGGGGCCGCCCCCGCUGCUGCUGGCCCCCCGCGCCACCGUGCCCAACGUGCAGGUGCAGGGCCAGAGGAUCAUCCAGCAGGGCCUGAUCCGCGUGGCCAACGUGCCCAACACCAGCGUGCUGGUCAACAUCCCGCAGGCCUCUCCGACCAACCUGAAGGGCUCCUCCGUGACAUCGCAGGCUGGUCUGGCCAGCAGUGUGUCCACGGUCAACGCCAACGACUCUCCUGCCAGCCGCCAGGCUGCCGCUAAGCUGGCCCUGCGCAAACAGCUGGAGAAGACCCUGCUGGAGAUCCCGCCGCCCAAGCCCCCGGCGCCCGAGCUCAACUUCCUGCCCUCGGCCGCCAACAAUGAGUUCAUCUACCUGGUCGGGCUGGAGGAGGUGGUGCAGAACCUGCUGGACACGCUAGGCAAGGGGAAGCAACAAGUAACGGCUGUGGCGGGUGUGGCCCCUGUCCCUAAGGACCCGUACACCUGUGCCCAGUGCAAGACUGACUUCACCUCCCGCUGGAGGCAGGAGAAGAGCGGCACCAUCAUGUGCGAGCAAUGCAUGACCUCUAACCAGAAGAAGUCCCUGAAGGCGGAGCACACCAACCGGCUGAAGGCGGCCUUCGUCAAGGCCCUGCAGCAGGAGCAGGAGAUCGAGCAGAGAAUCCUCCAGCAGCAGACGGCCUCUCCUGUGUCCAAGACCCCCUCCUCGUUGUCGUCCUCGUCCUCGGUGGUGAAGGUCGAGCAGCAGGUCCUGGUGUCGCAGCAGCUGAAGCAGGCCCGGGCGUCCUCUCUGCAGCAGCAGCAACAACAGCAGCACAGCCGGGGGGCAGCCAUCGGCCGCCACCACUCCACCAUAAAACAGAGCCCUGGCCAGCUUUCCCGGAGUGUCCAGUCUGUCGGGGUGCGGGGGGUCCCCCACACAUUCUCGCCGUCCUCGCAGCUCCAGAACGCCGUCACCGCCGCGGCGCUGGUCAGCAGGCCAGGUAAGCAUGCCAUGCGUGCAGGGGGAAAGGUCAACAGCAGCAGUAACCCCGCCGCCGGUGCCUGGAGGAAGCAGAACACCGUGACUACAGGAGUCACCAUGGCUUAUGUGAACCCCAGCCUCUCUGUGCACAAGACCUCCUCCGCUGUGGACCGUCAGCGCGAGUAUCUCCUGGACAUGAUCCCUUCCCGCUCCAUCUCCCAGACAGCAAACACGUGGAAAUAAUGCUAAUACUACGUAUUAUUAAUGAAAAUAAUAGUAAUAAUCAUCAUUAUCACCAUAAUAAUCGACAGCUCCUGGAAACAAACCUGGGACAACCAACUACCGACCAAUAAAUGGGGGGGGAGAAAUAACUCCCCAACCAGUCUUUCUCCCUCUCCCUUUUUCUCUCUCUCUCCUUUCCAAGCCUUCUGUCUCCUUGAGGGAGUAUUUCAACAUUUUGCCUGGACAGUGGGAUUCACUGAGGGGGGGGGGGGGGGGAUAUGGACAGAAAUGAACUGGGGUAAUAAAAAGAAAAGACCUCAUGAAGCUCUUUUUUCGCCCUUCCCAUCACCCGUUCUUCAGCAGUGAUCUUCAUACAUUCGUGCUGUGACAGUGUCCUCGGGGCAUUGUCACUCCUCCCAUAGUCCACUGGUGUCCACAGCUUUGAGAGGCUUGCCAGCUGACAGGACAGUGAUGUCACACAACGUGAACGAUGCGCCUUACUACACCAAUCCUUCAAUCGGACAAACCCAAGACACUGCUGGGUCUCUGGCCUCACUGGAAGGGUCAGGCGGGACCGCAGACAAAAAUGGCAGGGAUUGUGGUUGAGGUUAGUGGACUGUCUUGACGGAAUACUAGAUUGCUUCAGCUUUGCAAAAAAAAAAAAUGAAAAAGACAAAAAAAAUAUGUAUAUGCACAAACAUACUGCUUCCUGUGGUGAAACAGCGGUGCAAAACAGGGGAGCAGGUUUGUGUUUUCAGAGAUUAUUUUGUAUGGCUGAAUGUUCUUGUUUUUUUUGUUUUUUUUUUCCUUUCUCCUUUUUUCUCUCUCUUUCUCUCUCUGUAACAUUAGUCAUACACCUUGUUGAUGGAUAUUUUCCCCUCUGCUCUUGGAACUAGACUUUCUUUAUGGUUGGGUUUAAAAGUCAUGUCAACAUUGAGGUGGUUUUUCAAGUGCAGGUUUGGUGUUGGAUUUAACUCCAGUUUUUGUUUAGAACUUGUAAAGAACCUGCAAAGAAAAACACAAGUUGAUAAAAUAGAAACUUGGUUUACAUCAGGGAGGGACGUUAAUCCCAAAACUGGUAUAACCUUCUAAAGAGAUGUUGCUUGAAUGGAUAUUUUUUUAAACCCUGAAAAGUAUAAUUAAGCUCAACAGAGGGGGGAAAUUAACAUUAAAAAGUACUUUUAGUCAUAGGUUAUAUGGUGCAUUUUUUUCUUAUUUAGGCAUUUUUCUCUGGGUGCAUUUAAUGGGUCACUGUAGUAAAAAAAAAAAGUAUAUACAUGUAUUAUCAUGGCCUAAGUUUUAAUGGAGUUCCAGUUCCAAUUUAGAUUUGUUCUGUUACAUGUCUAGUGGUUCCUGUGCUCCCACUGAUUGAUCAAAAGACUGGACACCAUUCAGAAUGUAGUUUUAUAAACCCUAGCAAGUAAAGGAAUUUGGAUAGCGUUACAACAAUGGGAAGUCUACCCAGACAUGUAUCAUGUUCCUGAAAUAGCCUAGUGGGUUUUUACCUGAAUAAUGCUGACCAUUGCAGUUUCGACCAGUUGUCACACAAGGUGACAUUUCCACAGAGCGCGUGGAGCAGUGAUACCAACCAUACUUGGGGGGGUGGGGGUGGGGGGGAGUUCCCCCAGAGGAGAAAAUAAAGGACAUCGCCUAUGAGGAACAGCUCAUUUUUCACCAUGUGGUUUUUUACACUGGAGCUUGCAUAUGUUAGGUUUGGUUUUACCUGCUUUCAGCUUAUUGAAUACUACUAAAUGAAAAUGUAAACAAAGUGCUUAAUUUUAAGGUUGCAAUUUCAUGUCUUAUGCAACUUCAUUCUUUUUUUUGUUUUCAUGAUCUGAGUUAAUGUGAUCUUUAAAAAACAACCCCUAUUUACCCUGCUUUUGAGAAGGGAGAAAAAAUAUCCUUUUUCCCUGACAUGGAGUUGGAUGAUGGUGUGCUUUGUGUCCCAGCCCUCCGGGUUGACCAAUGUGUACGACUGAUCCUUGGGGCCCUGGUCAGUGCAGUCCUGCAGACGCUGACUUUUACAUGUCUGAUCACUCUCUUCUCCCGUCAUGCUUCUGUUCUCUACUGUUGUAGAUGGAUGCAUUUUCUUAGGUUGCAUGGAAAAUGACAGAUAACUUCUUGUUUUAAUCAUUCAGUUGACACCCAUAUUUUCCGUUGCUGCCACUACUUCAGACCACAGAGAUGACGUUUAAGAUUUGUCACCACCGUAAUUUAAGCCCCGCUCACGCAGCCACUAGUAGAGAGUCGAGGAGAUCAUAGGCCUCCGUUCCAGGCUGCUGCUGCGGCGGCCGCUUCGCUGUCCUGACUGCUGCCUGCUGCUGUCUGACAACUAACACCAUUCCGUUUCCCUGGGGUGCUAGCGCUGUUUACUGCGUCGCGCCCCUUCUAAUGAAUUGUACAAGUAAUGUUCCAAUUUGUUUUGGGUUUUUUUUUCUGCUCUAUCAAGUAAUAAAACUAAU